UGGUGGUGUUAUGGAUUCUCCGCCGGAGUCGGAAUCUGCUCGGACCACGCCUCGAUUAUCUGUAAUUGAUUCUAUUAAGGGUUGUACGCUAGCCGCAGUUCAUAUUAACAAAGAGGAUCUCAAGCAAAGGAUCACCAUUCCCAAAUACCUCCGCCUCGCUAUUUAUGACGCCAUCGAUUCUAAGGACCUCACCGAUGGCAAGCGCCACGAACCCUAUUCUUAUGAUGACGUCGGAGAUCCCCAAUACCCUUGUGAAUGCCCCCUCGUCACCUUCAUUAAUUCCAAGAGCGGGGGCCGCCAUGGUCCUGAGCUGAAAGAACGGCUGCAGGAACUGAUGGGCGAAGAACAGAUAUUUGACCUUCAGCUUGUGAAGCCUCAAGAGUUUGUCCAAUAUGGGUUGGGUUGCCUUGAGAAGUUAGCUGAUAAUGGUGAUUCAUGUGCUAAGGCAAUUCGCGAGAAGCUAAGAGUUGUGGUGGCAGGAGGUGAUGGAACAGUUGGAUGGGUGUUGGGAUGUUUGGGGAUACUUCACAAGCAAAUGAGGGAGCCAGUUCCUCCAACAGCAAUUAUUCCUCUUGGUACAGGAAAUGACUUAUCGAGGAGUUUUUGUUGGGGGGGUUCAUUUCCUUUUAACUGGAAAUCAUUUGUGAAAACAACCCUUAACAAAACUUGCAGUGGUUCAAUUCGGCAUCUUGACAGCUGGAAAGUUUCUAUAUUAAUGCCUGCUGGCGAUCUUGAGAACUUACCUCAAUCGAUGAGUUCUGUGGAGGAAUAUACCUUUAGUGAUGAAGGACUUGAAAUUGGAGAAUUGCCAGAAAAAAUGUCCCACUACGAGGGUGUGUGUUAUAAUUACUUCAGCAUAGGAAUGGAUGCCCAAGUAGCUUACGGAUUCCACCAUUUACGGAAUGAAAAGCCUUACCUUGCACAAGGUCCUAUUUCAAACAAGCUUAUCUACUCUGGAUAUAGCUGCAAACAAGGUUGGUUCUUCACACCAUGCAUGUAUGAUCCAAAUUUAAGGGGACUUAGGAACAUUUUACGUAUGUUUGUCAAGAAACUCAAUUGCUCUAAGUGGGAACAUGUCACAAUUCCUUCUAGUGUCAGAUCAGUAGUUGCCUUAAAUCUUAACAACUACGCCAGUGGAAGAAAUCCAUGGGGUAAUCUGAAGCAAGAAUACAUGGAGAAGAAAGGAUUUGUUGAGGCGCGUGUUGAUGAUGGUCUACUAGAAGUGUUUGGGCUAAAACAAGGAUGGCAUGCUUCCUUUGUUAUGACUGAAAUCAUUUCGGCUAAACAUAUUGCUCAGGCUGCAGAAAUAAGAUUUGAGUUUAGAGGUGGAGAAUGGCAAGAAGCUUUCAUGCAAAUGGAUGGAGAACCAUGGAAGCAGCCCUUGCAUAAGGAAUAUUCAACAUUUGCUGAUAUUAAAAGAGUUCCAUUUCAGUCUGUUAUGGUUGAUGGACACUCCUAAUAAUGAUUUCACCCGACCCGACCCUGACCCAUAUGUAAAUCGAUCCCACCCUAGGGCCUCUUCUAACUUCUUGUAAGUACUCAACUCAUGAUCAUAAAAAUCAUAAAUAUACAUAUAAGUCAAUCG
Molecule: messenger RNA, 1585 nt
Organism: Impatiens glandulifera
Lineage: Eukaryota; Viridiplantae; Streptophyta; Magnoliopsida; Ericales; Balsaminaceae
Product: diacylglycerol kinase 4-like
Exons: 12
Coding region: 11-1459 (482 amino acids)
Molecular function (GO): ATP-dependent diacylglycerol kinase activity
Source: RefSeq, a predicted model, not a curated record